AUGGUCAAAUACUCAGUUCCUGCGUCUAUACUGCUGUCGCAGUCAUUGGUGGCGGCCAGUCUCUACGACUCGUAUGUGAGCUUGUCGUUUGAGCUGAUUGGUUUCCCUACAUUUGCUGGAACCAAGAGCUCGCCCAAUGCCUUCUCCCACAACCUGAUGCAGAACCUGGCCGACCUCCAAGGCAGCGGCGUUGUCGUCCGCGUCGGUGGAAACUCUGGCGAUCGUGCCAUCUACGACUCGACAUUGACCACCUCUACGGCCAGCUCGUGCCCCCAUGCCGACCCUGGCGCAUGGCAAUGCAUCGGAAAGAGCUUCUUCGAGUCUUACGGCGGAUUCCCGGCCGGCACCCGCUACUCUCACCAGUUCAACGUCGGCGCGUACAACUCCUCCGGAUGGGCCACGCUGAAGUCGACGGUGCCCCUGGCUUGCAAGGCGCUUGAGGGCCAGCUUGAGUUUUGGGAGGUUGGCAACGAACCGGAUCUGUACAUUGGAAGCAGACGCCCCAGCAGCUACAACGCCGCCAACUACGCUGCCGAGUGGGUGAACACGACGCAGCACUUUGAGAGCUACCUCAAGACGGCAUGCCCCUCUCUGGGCGGCAGCAUCAAGUACAUUGCUCCCUCGUUGAGCUCCCCCGGCGCCAAGCUGAAGAUCAACGCCAUCUUCCCCGAUGAAGGAAGCGCUGCCACCUCCAAGAUCUCGCAGGUCUCUGUGCACAACUACAUGAACGGCGCCACCAGCCCGGGCGUUACUCUGCAGAAUACCCUUAUGAGCCACACGGCCGUUGUCAACUCGAUCACGAACCACGUCAACUACGCCAAGACGUCCACCAUCAGCGCCGACUACAUCAUUGGCGAGCACAACAGCUUGUACGGCGGCGGUGCCUCUGGCCUCUCCGACGUCUUUGGAGCUGCUCUCUGGGCCAUGGAGUUUUCCCUCUAUGCUGCCUCCACUGGUGUCAUCAAGCGUAUUCACUUCCACCAGUCUGUGGGCUCUCCUUAUGCCGCGUGGGUUCCUUCAGGCACCCUCAACACCAAUGCCCCGUACUACGGCAAGCUGGCUGCCAGCACUUUCCUGGCCAAUUCCAGCACCAUUGAGGUUCAGACUCUUGCUUUGAACAAGGACGCCGACAAGGACUCUGGAUAUGCCGCCUACAUCAACGGCGAGUUGAGCCGUGUUGCCGUUCUCAACUUGAGACAGUACAACUCCGGCAGUGGCACUCGCCCUAGCCAGAACUACACCGUCCAGGUUGGCGCUGGAACUUCUUGGACGUCUCAGCGUCUUACUGCAGCUGGCGCUACCGACAAGUCUGGCGUUACUUUCAACGGUUUCUCUUACGAUGCCAACUCCAACGGCCUGGCUCAGCGCGUUACCAGCCAGGAGUCGAGCAAGGUUUACCAGGCUGAUAGCAACGGCAACAUUAACUUUUCUGUUCAGAACACUGAGGCUAUUGUCUUGGUGAAGAACUAG
Molecule: messenger RNA, 1470 nt
Organism: Trichoderma gamsii
Lineage: Eukaryota; Fungi; Ascomycota; Sordariomycetes; Hypocreales; Hypocreaceae
Product: beta-glucuronidase
Exons: 2
Coding region: 1-1470 (489 amino acids)
Source: RefSeq, a predicted model, not a curated record